Molecule: messenger RNA, 396 nt
Organism: Cooperia oncophora
Lineage: Eukaryota; Metazoa; Nematoda; Chromadorea; Rhabditida; Trichostrongylidae
Source: the annotation of a GenBank genome assembly
AUGUUGGACUACUCAAAUGCUUGUCACGGGUUAAUCAUUGUUUCUUGUUUCAGGCAGCGUCUCAUUCGCCUUCAUCUGUCGCCGUCUACGCCCGGUGUGUCACAAUUUCUUCGAACAUCAUGCGAGAACUCGUUCUGCCUCGCAGAUCUGAUCCCACAAAUCACCGAAACUUACCCCAAUCACACACUCGAGCUCUCUCUCGCUUCCACUCGAGCACCAGCCGUUUUGUUCUCUGAGAAGAAAGGAGGCGUGAUCUCGGUCAGUUUGGGCGGAGUGGUGGUCGUGUUCGUCUUUGAUGGCGUUCGUCGAAAACAGGCCGCUGUACUCGAUGCCGAAAUAGUUGCUGACGCUAAACUGAAUUUACAGGCUCGUUUGGAUCUACAGUUCACGUCCUAG